UUCUAUCCUGGUCCUGGUCAGGAUGGCUCCCACAAAGAAAGGUGGAGAGAAAAAGAAGGGACAUUCUGCCAUCAAUGAGGUGGUGACCAGAGAAUAUACCAUCAACAUUCAUGAGUGGAUUCAUGGAGUAGGCUUCAAAAAGCAAGUUCCUCAGGCUCGAAAGGAAACCCACAAAUUUGCCAUGAAAGAAAUGAGAACUCUAAAUGUCUGCAUCGACACAAGACUCAACAAAGUUGUUUGGGCCAAAGGAAGAAGGAAUGUCCUGUACCGUAUCCAAGUGCACUUGUCCAGGAAAUGCAAUGAGGAUGACGAUUCACCAAACAAGCUGUAUACCUUGGUUACUUAUGUGCCUGUUACCACUUUCAAAAGUUUACAGACAGUCAAUGUGGAUGAAAAGUAA
Dromiciops gliroides (monito del monte) is the source of this 400-nucleotide messenger RNA. Its product is annotated as 60S ribosomal protein L31-like. Bases 23 to 400 code for a protein of 125 amino acids. The record is from RefSeq and is a predicted model, not a curated record. Gene Ontology annotation, cellular component: ribosome; cytosolic large ribosomal subunit. Gene Ontology annotation, molecular function: structural constituent of ribosome. Gene Ontology annotation, biological process: cytoplasmic translation. The transcript has a single exon. NCBI's taxonomy places the organism in Eukaryota, Metazoa, Chordata, Mammalia, Microbiotheria, Microbiotheriidae.